AUGAAGUCUCUUCGCAUGCUCGCCGUCGCGGUGGCGACAGUGGUCACUGCCGACGCGGCCAAGCCCUCUGUCAAGACGGGCCUCGACGUCCUCAUCGACUCCAAGUACAAGCAGCUCUCCGGACGCAAGGUGCUCAUCCUCAGCAACCCGACGGGCGUGACGCCCGAGCUCGACCUCGGCGUGGACGUCAUGUUCGAGUCCAAAAAGGUGGACAUUGUCGGCGUCAUGGGCCCAGAGCACGGCUUCCGCGGGACGUCGCAAAACGGCGGCGGCGAAGCCACCUUCAAGGACCCUAAGACGGGGCUCACCGUGUACGACGCGUACAAUGUCAAUGUGACCACCCUGAUGGGAUACAUCCACGAGUCUGGAGCGGAUACGAUUGUCUACGAUAUUCAGGAUGUGGGCGCGCGGUUUUACACCUAUAUCUGGGCCAUGUACGACACCAUGGUUGCCGCGGCGUCGACCAACAUUAGCUUCGUUGUCAUCGACCGGCCGAAUCCCAUCACGGGGCUGGACGCGCACGGUCCCGUCCUCAACGACAGCUUCAUCACGUCUUAUGUCGGACGGAGGCCCAUUGCACAGGCCCACGGCAUGACGGUCGGCGAGCUCGCCCGCAUGUUUGUAGGCGAGGGCUGGAUCCGCCAGGCGGCUAACGGCUCGGACCUGCACGACCUGUCGGUGGUGGAGAUGCGCGGCUGGAAGCGCGGCAUGACCUUUGCGGAGACGGGCCUUCCCUGGGUCUUCCCGUCGCCCAACAUGCCGACCCCCGACACGGCGAUGCUCUACCCGGGCGCGUGCAUGUUCGAGGGCACGAGCCUGUCCGAGGGGCGCGGCACGGUGCGUCCCUUUGAGCUCCUGGGCGCGCCCUGGGCCAACGAGUCUUGGGUGACGGAGAUGCGCUCGCUCAACGUCCCGCACGCCGACUUCCGCUUCCAGUGCUUCACGCCCACGACGAGCAAGUACGACACCCAGACGGCGUGCGGCCUGCAGACGUACAUGACGGACCUGCGCAACGACCGCGACUACGCCGAGUUCGACGCGCCCUUCAUCGGCGUGAGCCUUCUGUACGCGGCGAGGAAGCUGUACACGGUGAGCAACACGACGGGCGACGCGCCGACGACGGGCGCCUUCCACUGGAUCUACAGCGGCGGCUCCAAGACGCUCUACGACGUUGACGUCCUGACGGGGUCGCCGUUGGUGAGGGAGAGCAUCGAGAAGGGGUGGACGCCGGACCAGAUCCGCCAGGCCUGGACGCCGAGACUCGAGCAGUUCCGGGAGAAGCGCAAGAAGUAUCUUCUUUAUAAGUAG
Purpureocillium takamizusanense is the source of this 1308-nucleotide messenger RNA. RefSeq lists its product as uncharacterized. Lineage: Eukaryota; Fungi; Ascomycota; Sordariomycetes; Hypocreales; Ophiocordycipitaceae. The record is from RefSeq and is a predicted model, not a curated record. Bases 1 to 1308 code for a protein of 435 amino acids. The transcript is spliced from 2 exons. Gene Ontology annotation, molecular function: peptidoglycan beta-N-acetylmuramidase activity.